ACCCUCAUUUGCGGCCAGCCGCACGGUAAGCCUCUCAGGAUCUGUUGCGAUUUCCAGCGCGGCAGUAGUGACAUAGGCGGGGCCGGGCUCAUAGGCGGCGACAAAGGCGAAGUCGUCAGCCAGCUGUCUCUCGACGGCGAAAGAGAGGGUUUCGUGGGACGCCUUGGGCCAUUCAGCAUGCGAGUAGCGGCGGGGGCCGGCGACGACGUUGGUGCGGGCCAAUUCGUCGACGUGGGCCUCAAAGGUUUGGCGUCCAAGGCCCGUCCAGACGGAGUGGUUGGGGACAGCCGUGUUGGGAGCCAGCAUGCUGUGUCUUUCUGCCUUGAUGGUAACUUUUUCUUUCCUUUGCAAUUGCUCUUGUUCUUCUUCUUUUCCCUCUUGCUCGCGCGCGCGUCAGGCUGCAAAGCCAAGCAAGAGAAGAAAGAAAUGCCCGAUACAAAAGGACUUAGUGCCACAGGCCGCGAGCAUGCGAGCCUGGCAGCUCCCCCGGCGCUGCUGCUGCGCUGGUCGUCGAUACAUAACUAACGGCAGCGGUGUUGGGCGCGCGCGCGCGUGCAGCCGCAGCCCAGGCCCUGAUUCGUACCACGUAACUACGGGAACGCGAGUACAUGUACAUGUACAUGUGCAAGCGGGCGAGGGUGUCGGGCGUUGUAAGGAGCGGGCAAGCGGCGGGCUGCAGCUGGCCGUGCGCCCACGUCACUCGAUUGGUUUGGCUGCGUUCCCGCGCCUGCAGCUGCCGCUCUUAGCCCGCGCGCUUUGGGUUCGCCCUGCAGCGCCCGCCCGCUUGUUUGCUGCUUUUAUUGCUAUUUUUUUUCUUUGCGGCCCUGCGCUGCGUGGUUUGUGCUUUCUUUUUUGGGAGGAGCCUGUCUUUCCACGGCUUUUUGGUUUUCUUUUGUUGUUUUUGCGAGAGCCGCGUCGCGCUACGCGGGUGCGCGCGUUUCGUCUGGCUUGUUUUUAGCACGCGCUUUUUGCUGCUUCUAAUUAACUACUUGUUUCAACAGCCUGCUAUGCCACAAAGCCCUCAACGCAGGCCCGACUGCUCACUCUUCGGAACAGGAGUAUCCUAUUGUUAUCCCCAUGUCAUUCCAGUCAACCCUCAUCGUCGCCUAGGCUUUUUCGCCAAAUAUCUGACCCGGCAAUGCCCACCGAUAGUGGUGGCUUCGCCGGAGGUUCUGCAGCCCAGCACUAAAAUUUAAAAAGAUUACAGCUGUUCCUGCACUUUCCACUUCCUCUGGUUCC
This is a messenger RNA of Aplosporella prunicola CBS 121167, 1239 nucleotides long. RefSeq lists its product as uncharacterized. The coding region runs from base 305 to 958 and encodes 217 amino acids. The transcript has 2 exons. The record is from RefSeq and is a predicted model, not a curated record. Lineage: Eukaryota; Fungi; Ascomycota; Dothideomycetes; Botryosphaeriales; Aplosporellaceae.